Messenger RNA from Beauveria bassiana ARSEF 2860, 1275 nucleotides. RefSeq lists its product as uncharacterized. The record is from RefSeq and is a predicted model, not a curated record. NCBI's taxonomy places the organism in Eukaryota, Fungi, Ascomycota, Sordariomycetes, Hypocreales, Cordycipitaceae. The coding region runs from base 1 to 1275 and encodes 424 amino acids. The transcript has a single exon.
AUGGCGCCGUGCGCGCGCUGCUGCUAUAUGAGCACAUCAUGCGUCACAAGCGUCUCUCGCCGUCCAGGGAGACCACCCAAGCAGACUUGCGCUGAUGUCGAUGGCACCUCAAGCUCUCGAAACACCGCAACGAGCUCGAACUCCUCGCCUGCUUCCUACAGCUCGCCGAUGGCGCGAGAAAUGCCUCACGAUGAGAUUAUUGCAUUUACGCCUAAAAGAGCGUCAGCGUGCAGUCCCGUCAGACACAUGUCUAGAGAUGCAUUGCACAGUAUCGUAGCGCCGCAUCCUGGCAUUGCCAAGUCUUCCGCAUACUCUCAUCUGUCAAAAGACUUUUUGUCUCAUGAGUCACAGCCAGAAUUCUGGGCCGCCUUGGGGGACAGUGACCCUUUCUUCGGCUCACAUUCCAUCCAGCAAAGUCCUACGCCGGCCCAAGAUAUGAUCCCGUGGUUACUCGGUCCGGAUACGCAACCGGGCUGCUCAGAUUAUGUUGACGAGACGGCUAGCCCUGCUCUCGAUAUCGAUGUUGAUCCACUCCUUGAUAGUGAGGAAGGUCUUCUGCCCCUGGCGCGCCCUGAACAAAGUUCUAGCAGCAGUGCACCGAGCUCUCUGAUAGGGUUCCGAGAGGACAUGGAUCGGCGCAUUGCCAUGGUUGACAUUUAUUAUUCAGAGCCCUCAAAAGUCAUGCAGCGCUGCAGAGAUGAUGACCUGGGCCGAGAUGUCAAAAAUCCGGCAGCAGCACUUCUUACGUGCUGCAAAACACUUGUCGACAAUAUCCAGAGCUUACUGCCGCCAGAUUACUUGUGCACAAAGACCGAAGAUGGACUUGAUACCGAAACCCUGCUCUUGAUUAUGUCGUGCUACCUUGCGAUGAUGAGACUGUUUGACUCUGUCUUCCACCGCAUCUACAAACACCUAUGCCAGGUGUCACCGCAGUCGUACUUGCCCAGCAAGGUCAAAUCGGUGAUUCGAAUCGGGGGACUCUCCUCGCUACAGGACAUGCCGCUAAAGACGUACGCAGUAGGCGUUCUCGAUGCCAUUCAGUGCCAAGUGCAAACCCUAGAGCGGCUCAUGGGGAUUCCGACCGAAUACUGCCUUGCGGGCGAGGCGGCUCCCUCAUCCACAACGGCUUCGGGAAUAUUCUCCCGUGUAGAUCGUGCACGAUUAUUCUGGAUCGUUAUGACCCAAGAGGAUGUUAAAUCACGGCGGGGACCCAAGUCAUACGUACAAUCCAUACGAACCAGCAUGAAGGAGUCACUGGCAUUUCUCGAUGACUAG